AUGUUGGCAAUAAAAUCUUUGUCGCAAGAAUUAAUAGAUCUGCACAUCAAGUUGUUGCGAAAAACACGUAAAUCCGUGUCACCAGAAAAGUGGGAGAGGGCGCUAGUCAAGUUUUGCCACACGUACUCUAACCAGGAUGGAUGGGAACUUGAACGCUUCGGUUACAAGAAAGCUCGCAUUGCUGUUAAACUGCGUUUACUUAAAGUAUUAUUGGAAACACAAUUUGACUUAAAUCAAAAGUUUAAGAAUGAAGUAAACAAAUUGGCAGCUAACGAGUUGCGUGUGGAACCUUUAGGAAGGGACAAAAGUGGAUUAGCGUACUGGUGUCAGCUGGAUGAAGAGUGCAACAUAAGAGUUUAUAGAGAAGAUUUAGAUGAAGAGAAUUGGGAAUUAGUAGCUCAGGAUCGAGAAGGUGUUGUUAAUCUUAUAAGUACCUUGUCAAAUGGCGAAAUCGGAGCUAUACCAAUUAAUGAGGAUAGCAACAGUUUGGAAAUCUCUGAGAAACCUAUAAUUGACACUGGACAAGUAACAACGUCUCCAAGUUUAGAAGACGAAGUUGUGCAAGAAAACGGCGUUCACGAAAUGAAGCAGUUACCAAAUGGUAGAAGUGAUGAGUUGGAGGAUGAACGAGAACAUGAUCAAGAUCAAGACCAGGAUCAAGAUCAAGUUCAGAAUGCUACCAUUAAUGAAAUCGAAAAAGAAGAAGUUGAUGAAGAAGAAGAUAUUGAUGCGGAAGAAGAAGAUACGACGAAUGAUGAAAGUUCCAAGCAGAUUACGGAGGAAGACGAUUCUCAAGAAAUGAUACAAACUCCGAGCACAGAAUCAAGGUGUACAAAUGAUUCAUCUUCGUCGGCGACUAAUUUAAAGACGCUAAACAUGAAAGUGGCAAAAUUAGAAGAUGCGAGCCACAGAGAGACUGACAAAAUGUCCGCUUUCUUGGUAUCAGAAAACAAACCCUUAAUAACACACAAGCAGACCGGUGUUAUAAAAGCUGAAGUUGAAGAACCGGCACCGUUAAAAUCUAUAGAAACGCCUGUUAUUACUUCGUCUCCAUUGAAACUAGUAAAUAUUACGGAAUUGAAGCAGCCGCCAGAAGAAAAGUUAGUAAGCCCGACAUCUGUUAUCGCGCCCUUAAACGCGAUAAAGAAACACGGUCCUUCCGACGAGAUAAAGGCUCUCGAGAAAUUGUCUAGCAAAAACAGUCUAUCUUUCUCGACUACAGAUUCCAUUUCUGUGGGGCACAGUAAACUGUCUGUCAAACCAAUCGACCAAUUAGCUGCAAAUCUUGUAAGGAUACAGUCAGAGAAAUUGGAGAAGCCAAGCGGGCCGAAAUCGCUGGAAAAGAUUGCAGAAACUUUAGCAAGGUCUAGUAGUAUAUUGGGAAAUAUGGUAAACGGAGAGGAUGAUAGGCUGCCACAAGAUUUUUGCGCGAGAAAUCAAUCCGAAAAGUCGGCAACGCACAGGAGUCAUAGAGGCAUAGACUUGUCAACGUCACCGCGUGGUUGGGAAAACGCAAACGAACAAAAUAGACCGGUGGAUUUCUCUGGAAUUGAUCUUUCUAGUCGAAAAUUGGGAAAAACAAUGGAUUUGCCUUCUCCUGGUUAUAGGACGCAAGAUUUCCAGCAUCGAGAAAUGGAUCUGAGUACGAAGAAGGUGAACAAACCAGAAGUAUCGAAUCUGCCAUACGAUGCGCGUAGCGUAAUGUUACGUAAUCAUGUGAUGGUGGCUGAUUUGAGCAAGAGACAAAUGCCGUUCACCGCGUACGAGACGCCGUAUCAUAAUACAGCUAGAUUACCUGCCAAGGACGAGCACAGAUUACCAAGUUAUGCGAUACUUUCCGAUCCCAGCAAGAUCACGACGCUGAGGAUGAACAGUGCACCACUGAAACGUCCUAUAGAGGAUGAUGACAUACAGCAAGAUAUGCUGAAGAGGAUAAGGGCGGAUGUAAUUCCAAUCAGGGGCUCUAUAGACAAGAGACCGAUGAUGAGUGGCAAUUGGAGAGACGAGGUGAGUGAGGCUAUAGAGGAGCCUAUAAUGAUGGUUCAAGGCGAGGGAUCUGGCAGCGACUGCGACGCAGUAAAUCCCAUGGUUGGAGAGGCUAUAGAGGAACCGACGACUUUUUUCUACGGCGAGGGUUCUGGCGCCGAAUGCGGAACGGGUAAUCCCGGGGACGACGCGCCUACUGACAAUAAAGAAAGCAACGAAUCAAAAACUGAACCUGACUCAGCUACCACGGCGCUGUCGCAGAAUAAGGUUUUAACUGAAGACGAGAUAUCUACGGGUUCGAUACUGUCGAACAAAACCCCUGUAAAAUUAAAUAGAAAUUAUCCACAGUCUAAUGUAAGCGUAAACGAUAAUUGUCAAAUAGUAGAUUCUAUACAAGAAAAGCCAAAGUUUAAGCACACGUUAGGCGUCCAGAUAAUACCUAAAAGUACAACCGGUCCUGUCAAAAGGUUGUCCAGGUGGGACGUGGGAAAACCAGAAGAGAAGAAAGAAUGUGACAGUAGUAUCAUAUCAAAUGAAGGAGACAUAUCACUGAAGAAAAAUACAGAUGAUCAUGAGCAUGAUAAUGUGGAAGAGAAGCUGCUGAAUGUGGAUGCUGAAUCGGCCAAAACUAGACACGAGAAUUCCGCUGAUGUGGAUCAAGGCGUUAAAGUAGAUGAUAUUGUAAACACAGACAGUGAGGCCAUCGAAGAUAGUGUUAAAUUACAAGUGCCCGACGUAAGUUCGGAAAAUAUAAGUACGACGAAACAGGAAAGAGACUGUAUGCUUCAAGAGCUUGUGCAGUGCGACUCGUCGAUAUCGUCGUGCCAAGCGGACAUUUUGCAAGAACCUGAACCAUGUACAGAUCCUGAACCUACGACAGAUUCAGCCAUUACACAAAACUUAUUUGAUUCGAGUAGCAUGGUUUUGCGCGAAUCAGAUACUCUCGAAAUAACGAAUAACGAAUGCAAACCAGCAGCUGCAUCUCCGCCGAGAUUUUUUUUUGGUCCCAAUUGCAUUUCGUACACUUCAAAAUCCGAUGAAUUAGGAUCUCAGUCGGAACAAAGCCUGACUACAUCCAUUCACGAUAAAACGGACACUGUGCAAUAUGAAUGCGUAUCUUCGUCGAAGUCAGCGGAUGAUACUGUUUGUUCGUACAAGACGGAAGAUUUUGAUUUGACACAAACAAACAAUAAUUCGUUGAAAUCAGAUGUGUUUACCUUGGAAUCUGACAGUGUUUUAUGUGGAAAUAAUAGCAAAGAUAUCGAAAAAAUUGAAGCGCCAAGUAACAUAUGGGAUCAAACAAAGGAAGAGAUUUUGACGCCCAAUAGCUCAAUAGAUCCAAACACCGCGUUCGAAUACAAUGCUGCUAGUUCAUCUGUCGCGCAAGUUGAAAUAGAAGCGAGCGAAGAGUCAAAUGUGCAAGAAUCUGUUUGUAUUGAUAAAAAAAUGGGAGAGGAUGACUGCACAAAAUUGCAUACAAGUCCUACGUCAGAAGUGGUAACUGAAAGUAUUAAUGACAUAAGUAUGACUGAAGAAGAUUCAAUUAAAAUCAGUUCGAAUAGCGAAUCCAAUGUUCAGUCAGCAGAAUGUGGGAUUAUUGAACCAUCGCAAUGCGAUCAGUCUAUCGAUUCUGAAAAUCUUGUAAGUACAGAGAGUCAAGAAGAUUCUUUUAAAAGAUCGGACGAUGUGACAUCGCAGCUAUUGGAUGAUAAAGAGGAUAAACUACUGGCCGAAGACUCUAAAAACGAGAGUGAUUAUCAGUCUGAUAGUACAAAUGUUUGUAAGGAAGAGCAAAACAGAAUUGAAUCCGAGACAAUGGCGCAUUCGUCUUUAUCGUCACUUACACAAAAUUCGCAAGCAGAGCUAACUGAUCUCAGGGAAUUCGAGAACGUUAACAAGUCGAACGAAUCAUUAGAUUCGAAUUCCACGAAUAAAGUGGAAUCUACGAGUUAUCAGGAAACAAACAGGCUCGAGAAAACCGAUCUAGAUUCCAUCGGAGAAAGUUGUGAUAAGCAGAGUGACAAGAAUGACAAUUUCUCCGAAAUCGAUGGCCAGGAAGAUCAUUCAACCGACACGGACAAUGAGAAAAUGAAAGGCCUGACUGGUUCUGAUGCUGAUUCGUUAUGUGUUAACUACGAUAAGAAUAGCGAAAGAACUGAUGCAUUAUCUGAUGUAGGAACCCAGGAUGAUGGGUCAGGUGAUUCUGAAGAAAUUAAAGAUAAAGGAUUGAACGAUGUGCAAGUUAAUGAUACUGUGUUCGGUAUACAUUCUGAAACACAUUUUCCUGAAAGUUCUGUGGUGACUAAUUCGGAAUCGGCUCGAGAAAGUGAUAAACACAAUGUAGUUCCUACUAUAAGCAGUUCAGACGAACUUGCCUCUGCACAAGACUCUUCAUCUCAAGAGAGCGAGCCUGUGCGAAUAGAUGAUGAAAAAGGUGGAAAUACUUCGUCUGAUACUGAUAAGCCUUCUACGUUCAAUAUUUCGCCUGUAACGGUGCCUGAAACGAAUAUUUGUGAACAGUCUGGUAGUGUCGAAACUAUGAAAGAAAUAAGCUCAUCUAAUUUAGUUCAGUCUACAAGCGAGUACGCGGACAAUGUUUCUGAAAAUCCCAGUUCUUGCAUUGAUCAAGAUUCGAAUGGUGAGAUGGUUAUAGAUGAUCGUGUGUCUGAAUCGAACGAAUCGUAUAAAGAAACUGAGGAGACUGCAACGAAUGAUGAAAAAUCAGGAAAUACAACGCCAAAAGAUACAGUGCAAGAAGAUACAACGCAAGAAGUUACAACGCAAGAAAUUACAAUGCAAGAAAAUACAACACAAGAAAAUAUAAUGCAAGAAGAUAAAAUGCAAGAAGAUAAAAUACAAGAUAAAAUGCAAGAAGAUAAAGUGCAAGAAGAUAAAGUGCAAGAAGAUAAAAUGCAAGAAGAUAAAGUGCAAGAAGAUAAAGUGCAAGAAGAUAAAAUGCAAGAACAUACAAUGCGAGAAGAUACAAUGCAAGAAGAUAUAAUGCAAGAAUCAAUAGAAAUUGAGAAAGAAGCUCCAGUUCUUACGAAUAUUGAACAUGAAUCUUGUCAGUCUGAAAUUAACUUAUCAGUGACGAAAACUGAAAUCUUGGAAAAAAAGAAAUCUGAAGUUGAUGCAGAGAGCAGAGCUUCUAACGAUCUUAAAGAAUUGACCGUAAAAGACGAGAGUAAAACUUGUAACACCGAUCAACAAGAUACGAUGGUUGCAGAGGAUGUCUGUAAAAUUGAUGUAAGUGAAGAAGUUGCUGAAAACAUUACAAACAAAAAAUUAGAGAUAGAUACAACUGUAACUGUCGAACAAUCGGAAGCAAACACUGUAGAUAUAAUUUCUCAGGAAUCACAAAUAAAGGUCAUGAAUGUUAACAAACAGUCACUAGUUGCGAAUUAUGAUAGCGAUUCCAAUGAUAAUAGUAGUGAUGAUGUUUUCGAACCUGAUGUAACACAAAUAAACGAUUCUCAAGAUUGUGCUGUUCCCCCGACAGAGCAAAAAAUGGAUGAAGAGCAGUAUAAAAAAUCAUCUGAUAAAGAAAAAGAUAUCGACAGCACAAAUUUAGUUUCUGAUGUGUCUCAAGAACCAGAGUCUACCGAACAACAGUUAGAACCUUCAGAAACGGAAGUAUUGAAUCAAGAUGUAACUAUAAUCACAGAGCAAGACAUAAAAAUUAAAGAACAAAAAUGUGCCGACGAAACACAAGUCAAAUCUACCUGCAAUAACCUUGAAUAUCGUUCUGAUCAAUCAACAAUGCUUUUAAGUAAGGAUGAACUUCAAGAAGAAACGAAUAUUCAGGAUAUUCCUACUACUGAUAAUUCUAAAGUGUCAGAUGUGAUGAAGCUUUCAGUAGCUCCGGUCACGAUUGAGGAGACAACUGAAUCUCUUCAAAGCAAAAGUUUUGAGAUGACUAUCGGUCAUAGCGAGAAAAGUAAAGAAUAUCUCAACAAUUCGAUUGAUAAUACGAAAACAGUCGAGAUGCAAGUCACUCGAGAUAAUCUUGAGACAACGGAAGAUUGUUUAAUAUCUGAAAAUGAUUUCAACGAAAACGAUGCAAAUAAAAGCACAAAAGUUUCGCUUACUCGAGAAAGCACGGAAUGUAAUGCUACGGACAAUCAAGUGACUGACGUACUUCAUAUAACAGAGCAAGCAAAAAAUGUGGACGAGAAAUUAGAUGUCAAUUUAGAUAUCGAGAAUAUCGCAAAGUCGAAGAGUAUAAAUGAACUUAAUUCUGAGGAAUUGCCUAUUCCGUGCAAAAGAUUUAAAGAAGAUCUCGACUGUGGUAAUGAAGACAAUAAAUGGGACGAGAAGUCGCAAGAAGAAAGUUUGACUAAACCGUUCACGGAAGAGGUGAAUUUACCAUUGAUUCAAACGGAAUCAGGUAUUAUGCUAGUAAAGUUGGAUAGUACUUUAGAUGUGGCUAAAUCACACACGUGGAAAACUGAGAGUGCAAGUUUAGAAGGAAGCACGUCUUUGGAUGCCUUGUAUAAUUCAAAUUCAAUGUCCACGAAGAUGGACAAUGUUAAUAACUUGGACAGUUGCAACAAUCAAAAUGAGCCUUUUAGUAUAAACAUGAAUGUAAAUAAGAUUACGGAAAAUUUUGAUAAGAAUGAGCCUUCAGAUGCAAAUAAUGAAUCGACAACAUUUUCCGCUCAGAAGAUUAUUUCAGAAAUUGGUACUGUAAAAUCUGAUCCAAAGAAAGAAGCCAGUAAGAGGCUAAUCGAUGUCUCGGAUAUAGAAGAUGUUCCUCCGUUAAAGUCUAAACCUCCGAAUAUGGAAACCGAUGAUAAGAUACUGGAAAAUUUAACAGAUUCCGAUAUGCAAACGCCUAAGACUUUAGAUACCUCCAAUGAGACCGAAAAGUUAAAGCUACAAACCGAGAAUGAAACGAGAUCAACGAUCUCUACAACGCAAUUGUUUCAAAAUGAUUUCGGUAUGGUAAACGAUUCCGUGGCUGUUGCCGAAGAUUCGAAGAAGGUCGAUUUAGAAACUGCAGAGAGGGAAGAAUCUUCCGAAAUUCAGGACAUCGAGAUGAAAAAUAUUUCUGAAGCUUCUGAUGAUUCGACAGGCGUGGAUAAUGAAGAUGUUUUUAAUGUACCGGAAGAAACAGAUUCCUUAGCAUGUACUGAUGACGCUUUAAAGAAUAUUACCGAAGAUGCGACUGAUACUUCUAAGAUAAGUAUUCGCGUAAAGCAGGCAUCUGAUUUGGUUUAUGAAGGAUGGAAAUUGGACAGCACUACAGAAACGCCAAAGGUCUCGCGAAAGCGGCGAAACAGCGCUCACGAAUCGAAUUCCGAGGACGGAGCAGCGAAGCAAGAAGAUGAAGAGAUGAUGGGUGGCAAAAGGAUGAAGUUACGCGCAAAACGUUUGCCGGAUAAAGAAUUACGAAAGUCCAUCGAGGAAAGUCGUGGAGUGGCGAUGAGCUCCGAGGACGAGGCUGUGAAAUGUGAUCCUGAUAAUGCAGCGGAGCACGCGAAUAAAGAGGGCAGCGGUGGUGAUCCGAAUAUUAUGCAAACAACGGCGAACGAUAAAAAGAUUAGGGGUCGUCCUAGGGGUAGAAAGAGGCGUGGUUUCCGGGGUGGUGGACGUCCGAGUCGGUCAAAACUCGCAGAAUUUCAGAGCGAUCAGACGUCGCCUGGUGCUCAUCCUGAUGAAACACCUAACGAUACCUUAAAUACAGCACAAAAGAAACGGAAAAAACGAAAAAUGGUCUUAGGCUUAGAAAUAGGUAGAGAUAUCUCGUUGGAGACGGAAACACCAGUAACAGCACAGGAUGAAACGCCUGUUAGGCAAUCAAGAAGAAUAGCGCAAUUGAAAAUAAAGGAACAAGCAGACAGGCGUAGAAUCGAGGAGGAAUCUAUGCGUGAGAUAGAAGAGAAAAAAGAAUCAGAAAAGAAAAAAAGAAAGAAGCAGAAGCCGGAAAGCGAGGAGGAAGUUAUCAUAAAAGAAAUUGAAAAGGAGAAAAAGUCCAAAAAGAGACGUCGAAAGAGGAAGAAAAAGAAGAUGCUCGCUAAAUUUAACGAAGCGAACCCAUGGCAGAGUUCAUCUGGAUCUAGCAGUGACGAAGAGAAUGACAAUGAAGAUGAAGAAGAGGAUAUGGACGAAGAUAUGGAAAGCGAAGAAUCUUUAUUGUUUAAAAGUGAUCAUGAAUUUUCUCCUGAGAGUGAUCUUGAAAAGGAUCAUGAGCCUCAACCUUUAAGACGUGCUAGAACAGCGCAAAAGGCCCAAAGUGAUGUCGAGGAAGCUGAGGAUGAAUAUGCCUGUCAGAAAUGUGGCAAGGCUGAUCACCCCGAAUGGAUUCUUUUGUGCGAUUCUUGCGAUAAAGGUUGGCAUUGUUCCUGUCUCAGGCCAGCUCUUAUGCUUAUACCCGAAGGCGACUGGUUCUGCCCUCCGUGCCAGCAUACUUUAUUGGUGACCAAAUUACGGGAGACUUUAAAAACACUAGAUCAGUUAACAAAAAGACACGAGAAUGAAGUGCUACGAAAGAAACGAUUGGCUUUUGUCGGCAUAAGUUUGGAUAAUGUACUUCAUAAAGGCGAAACACAACACGGAUCGAAAGGAUCGCAAGCAUCCAGUCAAGAAUCAGACAACGAAUCUUCAGAAUCUUCUUCGUCGGGCACCAGUUCCGAAAUAUCGAGUAGCGAGGAAAGUGAGGAGCCAGUUUAUCAGUUACGAGAACGUCGGUGCGCCAGCACCUACAAGUUUAAUGAAUAUGAUGAUAUGAUUAAUGCCGCAAUUCAAGAUGAAGUUGAAGCAGUUCAAGGUGCUGGCAAUCAGGGAAGAGGCAAGGAUAUUGCAACGAUUGUUAACGCGGAAAAGGAAGAGGCACAGGCUGAAGCGUUAAAAUUGACGCAGUUAGAAGAGGACAAGGAUGAUACAGAAUCAAAGCCGGAAAAAGAAAGUGAUGAAGAAUAUAAGAUUGAGAAUGAAGAUGUGAUCGAUGAUAUAGAAGAGGAACAGAAUACGGUUGCUAGGAACAAAAUACGAUUGUUAGCACGUAAGAAACAUCGGAAGCUGAAUAGCCUUGACAUAAGCAGUGAAGAUGAUCCAGAUAGUGACGAAGAUUUCAAGGGUACAAGCUCCGAAGAAGAGGAGGACUUUGAUGAUCAUAUCACAUCAUCUGAUGACAGCACCUUUGCCGAUGUAAAACGACGUGGUAGAAAGGGCGAUUCGCGACCUGUUAGAAGAUCUACUAGGGCGCGCAUGACUAGGGCCUACGAUGAUGAUUUUAUUAACGAUGACAGUGACGAGAGUGAUCGACCAAAGAGAAAGAAAUCGCGAUCUAUGUGGGGAGAUUCGGAUAGUGAAGACAGCGAUAAUUCGUGGAGGCAGAGAAAGAAAAAAAGCAGAACAAUAUCAACAACAUCCAGAGUCAGGACAGUACCUAAAACAAAGGGCAAAAAGAAAAAAAAGAGAAAACGUAUAAUAGAAUCUGAUAAUCAGAGCGAAAAUGACGAAGAAGAUGAGCCGAAAAUUGAAGCACAAUGUGAACCUAAUUUACAAGACUUCAAUACCACUCUAAAUGAGAUAAUGGACGUUAAUAAACAAGAAAAUUUUGAAACUUCUUUAGGCGAAGGCAAUGUUGAAAUAAAAGAUGAUAGAUUACAAGAAGAACCAAUAGCUGCAGCAACAGCAGCAGCAACUGCUGCUGCUUCAGAUGUCCCGAUUCCACAAGUUCAGCAGCCGUCAGAAAUAGUACCAAUUCAAAAAAUCAAAAAGGAUAUUGUACCUAAACCGAAAAAAGCUCCUGCUAUUAGACGAAAAAUUAUUUAUGGUGGACUUCCAGACGAAAACAAACGAGAAGAAGAAGAAAUAUUAAGCAGACGGACUCGAGGACGAAAGAUCAAUUAUCGAGAAGAAAUGGCGUCAGAUAGUGAGGAGGAGCUGAAAAAAGCAUUGAUGAUGAGAAAGACUGGUGAAAGCGAAGAUGAGUACGUAAUGAAUGAAGCUGAUGAUAUAAAUGAUGAUGGAGAGAAGGAUUCUGAUUCAGGAGAUAAUUAUAUUCCUAAGAAGGAUGCUCUAAAAUUUAAGAAGUCAUUGAAGACAAAGAAAUCACGUAAUAGUAAAAGCCCUGCAGCAAAACGUAAGUCAUUAUCUGAUGACGUACCGAAGCAAAGAAAGAAACCUGGACCGAAGCCAGGAAGCAAGAACAGAGGACGCAAACAAAAAUUGAAGGAUGACAUGGAUGGAGACAUGAUUGGCGCAGUUAUGGACAAUCCUAUUGGUGACAUAGCAUCUAAAAUUGAUGAGAAUCUUCCAGAUAAUGUAGGACUGGCAGGCACGACGAUGUCAGUAGCAAGUUCGUUUACCGGAGACGUUCCUGAAGGUUCAUUAACAGGUCUUGGUGCCGGAGAGUUGGCUGAUCUAGAUGAUGAGCAGCUCGAGCAGAUGAUGAUGGAUGAAGAGUACGGACGUCGACAGCUGGAGUUAGCGGCAAUCGAAAUAGCAAAGAAGAAGAAAAAGGAGGAACGAGAAGCUAAGAAGUUGGAGAAAGCGCGUUUGAAGGCUCUGGAGAUACUAGCGGCAGAGAGGCAGAGAGAUUCCAACGCACCCGAGGGAACGGACGGUGAGGUGCCCAAGAAAAAGAAGCGUGGACGUCGCAGCAAAGCCGAGAUCCUCGCUGAACAGAUGCGCAGGGACGGUGCGUCAAAUCUGGGCAUCGCGCCGGCUUCGGCCAUCGGUGGAGUUGGUACGCCGGAUGGCGUGAGUAAUAUGUCACACAACAUGAAUCCUGGUACCUUAUCUACGGGUCUAACGCCAGAAACAGAUAGGAGCGUCGAAGGAGGACACAUGCCUCUUAUGACUGGACCAGAUGGACAACUUUUCAAUCCGGAUGGCAUUCCAGUGAAGCCGAAACGACGAGGUCGCGGCAAAGGCAAGAAGACUCUUGCAAUGGAGGCGGCUAGAGCCGCGGAAGCGGCAGCUAAAGCCGCGGCGGAAGUUGGUUUGAUCGGCAUGGGUACUGACUCGAAUUCAGAUAUGAAACAGAAUGAUAUACCAAACGUUCUUCCUACGCCAGGUAGUAGUACAUCUGGUUCGGCGCCCUCCACACCACCAGCGAGUACCGUACCUACACCAGGCCCUCCAUCGACGCAGUCGCCAAAUUCGCAGCCAGUUUAUCCAUCAUUAUCUGGUCAACAGUCUUCCGUCAUCACAAGAAUGCUUCAGUCCCAACCGGUUUCCAGCACUCCACAGUCAUUCACCGCGGCGGCGGCAGCGAUGGGUCACAAAUAUUUCGGUGGACCCAACGCUGGUGGACAGAUAAUGGGUGGUCCACGAACGGGAUACGAGAUGCAACCACGUGCCAGGAUCCCGUCACCUUAUAGACAGGCGGGUCAAUCAUCUAUGUCACCGCAUUUUGCCGCGGUCAGAUCGGGUACGCCACCAAUGCGUAUGCGAGUACCCGGGCCGCAAAUGUAUCACACGCCACACCAUCCAAUGGACCCAUCCCCAUCGGGUGGCGGACCGAUCUCCAUUACCAAUAGAGAUCGCAGUUCGCCCUUGACGCCCGGCGGACCGGCGAUGAUUCCACCAUCGGCCGGCAGUCCACUGGCCAAGGGCGGUCCAACGCCGCCGCCGCCACCCCCACCAUAUGUACGGGGUGGUCCACCAAUGGCUAGGUUUGCCGAGAAUCCUAUGGGACCCAGGCAUCAGAUGCCGCCGUUUACUAAUGCCUCGCCUGUAAAUCACAAUAUGCAGCAACCUUCACCACCUCCCAAUCGACCGCCUGGUAAUUUUUCGCCGUAUCAUCCGCCUCCGCCACCUAAUUAUCACUACGGUGCCUAUCCGCCGCCUCCGCCAAUGUCUACAGCAGACGAUGCAGCUGCCUACCAGAGUUCACCGUAUCCCUCGGAGCAUUUCUCCUCGCCGGCAGACAACCAACCACCGAUUCAAGGACCGCCUCAGGCGCCAUCGCAGCAAUCGCAUCCGAAUGAUGAAGACCAUGGGACCGGCGAAUUUGGCGGCCUGGUAUCUUACUUUAGUAGCCAGAGAGAGGACGAUCUCGAUUCGUAGCAUGAGUGAGAGCUUGGCCAACCCUAAAUCAUUAGGUAGGGGGAGCGUGCCCAGGUAAGACCGCAACUUUUGCUACAGAGGGAAAAGUGGUAACGUAGACGCACGAAGUAGAAUACGAACUUUGGAUGAUCUAACUUUUCAAGGAUAUUAGUGCGUAUGUCACGUGGAAAUAAAACUGUAGAGUCUUCCUCUUCGACCUCUAAAGCAAACAGUUGUCCUGUAAUCCUUGCACUUCUUACGCCGCCGGAGGCAAAUCUAAGGUUGGCCAAGUGUAGAGCGAAUGGAAUCAUAGUAACAUGGCGGAGCCUAUUUUUUAAGAGUUGUAAGUUUUUCUGUAAUUAGUUUUCAGUUUAAUUGGAUUUGUAUGCAACGACAUACGACCGUAAAAACUUUAAAUGAAGACAUAACGGUCAUUUUUCGUCUAUGAUAAGAUGAAAGAUCUGGCCAGAACCAUUUUUUACCAUUAUUCAUUAUUAUAAUCCGCUGAAAAUUCAAAUGAAGUUAUCUCCAGAAAGUUUUAGGGUGAGAAUGAAAUAUUCAUUCUUCGCGAAAUGGUAGUGUAUCCUGUGGAAGAAAAAAAAUGAUAAAUUGAUGAUCAUUAAUAAUGACAAGAAAGGAAUAAAAAUUAUCGAGUAAUUUUGAACGACAUCGUUAUUAACAUGUACAUAUUGUAAAUAUUCCGUAAGUCCUUUAGAUUAUGUAUUACAUGUAUUAUAUAUACACACAACACAUGCAGUCAUGCAAAAUACUACAAAAAUUAGUGCGGAAAGGGCACAAAUGUAAUAUUUAAAUUUAAUUCAAAAGAAUGACAUCUGAAUAUUAUAAAUUAACAAA
Trachymyrmex cornetzi is the source of this 12840-nucleotide messenger RNA. Its product is annotated as microtubule-associated protein futsch. Gene Ontology annotation, cellular component: RSF complex. The record is from RefSeq and is a predicted model, not a curated record. Gene Ontology annotation, biological process: negative regulation of DNA-templated transcription. Gene Ontology annotation, molecular function: histone binding. The coding region runs from base 1 to 12006 and encodes 4001 amino acids. The transcript has 16 exons. Lineage: Eukaryota; Metazoa; Arthropoda; Insecta; Hymenoptera; Formicidae.